This is a messenger RNA of Hemicordylus capensis (graceful crag lizard), 3557 nucleotides long. It is a transcript of the gene SHPK, whose product is annotated as sedoheptulokinase. NCBI's taxonomy places the organism in Eukaryota, Metazoa, Chordata, Lepidosauria, Squamata, Cordylidae. Gene Ontology annotation, molecular function: sedoheptulokinase activity. Bases 1166 to 2854 code for a protein of 562 amino acids. The transcript has 6 exons. The record is from RefSeq and is a predicted model, not a curated record. Gene Ontology annotation, cellular component: cytosol. Gene Ontology annotation, biological process: carbohydrate metabolic process; cellular response to lipopolysaccharide.
ACUCAUGGGUCUUUAGUCACGACUCACCGAUCUCAUCGAUUUCAGUGGUGCUUUGCUGUGACUCACUCAUCUGGGUGCUGCCUACAGGCCCCCAGUGCUGCCUGACCACCUGGGAAAUGUGAAAGGGGAGCAGACAGAUGCUUAUCCUUCAGGGCUGCUCCUCUCGCUGCAAAGGAGAUUUUCCUCCACCUGGGUUGGAUCCUGACACAGGCGGCUGCAGCUUGUAGCAGACACUCCUUUCAGCACCAGCACCAUUCUCAAUUUCCUAGGUCCCUUCCCUUUGAUACAGGCCCCACUGGGAAGGUAUACUGGUGGCGGCAGCAGGCCCUUCAGUGGUCAGCUGGGUGAGUCCUCCAGCUCCCACCUUCUCUAGCCCCUGAUACUCCCCUUGGCUUGACAAGGCACCAGUGACUUUAACAACAGAUGGGCAGAAAUGUAACCGAUAGAGCACAAACAGCGGCAGAAAAUUAAUUUUGCCAUUGCAGGAUAUCUGCAGAGAUGUGGUUUUUCCGGACAUUUUUCAGCUGGGGGAACAUUCUGGAAAGUUUUCCCCAUGCUAUUUUUUUCUACAUAUCCCACCCCCUUAAAAUGUUACUGUGCACAUUUUCCUGAGGCCCUAAAUCAAUUGUGAUCUUAUUUGGCAUGUUGUUUGACUAUAUAUCUAGUAAGAAAUAAUAAAUAAUAAUAAACUUUAUUUGUUAGGUGCCCCAUAACACAUUCCUCUUUGGGUGGCUCAUAACAACACAAUAUAAACUUCCAAUUAAAACUCAUAAUACAAAACAAAUUACAAUAUAAAGCAUAAAAUACUAUAACAUUUUAAAAUCAAGAAACACAUUCAAAAGACCAUAUUCACUUCUUUUCAUAAAUCAAUAAAGCAUUGGUACUCUCUUGGCACUUCCUAGGGGUUCAAGUAAAGUAAAGUUGUGCCAUCGAGUUGGUGUCUACCCCUGGCAACCACAGAGCCAUGUGGUGUUUUUUUCAGGAGGUGUUUACCAUUGCCAUCUCCCGCACUGUAUGAGAUUAUGCCUUUUAGCACCUUCCUAUAUCGCUGCUGCCCAAUAUAGGAGUUUCCCAUAUUCUGGGAAACACGCCAGUGGAGAUUCAGACCAACCGCCUCCUGCUCUCUAGGCAGGCUACUUCCCCGCUAGGGGUUACUGCUUGAAAAAUGCUAGCUUGUUUUGUAACACGACCACCAGGGAGCCUGGGACGAUUGAUUGUGUGUGAUGUGCCAGCUGGCACCCUAUGCAAAUUCCGUCCCCAGCUUAUUUCUGAGAUAGGAGGGAAAGGCACCCUAUCUUGCUGCCGCCUUGCACACAAGCACUCUCCCCGCCUCUUGCCGUAUCGUGUGCAGGCACGCAACCGGAAAUCAGGAGCACAUCUGGUUCCCUACCCUGACUGGGUCCUUCUACUCUGCCAGCGGUCAUAUGAACAAGCUUACUGUCUGCCGACCAAACUAAAAUCACUCAAUUACAGGAAAAUAAAGUAUGGGGGGCUUUCCCAGAAGGUUUUCUCUUUUGGAAAAUCCCAGCUCUCUGGAUAUCAGAAAGCACAAAGACCUCUUCUAGGCCUUCUUCUCUGUGCAGCUGCAGUCUCCUCCUCUCUCAUGCGCUUUUGUAAGCAAAGGAGCGGGACAUCCGCCUUGGACGAAUGUCUCGCUGACCUUCCCCAGGGGCACCUCCAACGGGUUUGUCGCAUUGGUGUUUCCGGACAGAUGCACGGCAUUAUGUUUUGGAAAGCUGGUCAAGGUUGCCAGUGGACAGAGCGUGGCACCCGCCCAACGUUUGAGCCAGCGGAAGUCAGUCACCUGAUCACCUGGCAAGAUGGCCACUGCAGCAGUGACCUCCUGGCCUUGCUCCUGCCGCCGCGCUCCCACCUCAGUGUGGCCACGGGAUUUGGCUGUGCCACCAUCUACUGGUACAUGGAGAACAGCCCAGGUUUCCUGAAGCCAUACAAUGCCGCGGGGACCAUCCAGGACUACGUGGUCGCCAUGCUGUGUGGCCAGGUGAGGCCGCGGAUGUCUGUCCACAAUGCUGCCAGCUGGGGCUACUUCAACACCACCAGCAAAAGCUGGAAUGCAGACAUCCUGGAAGAAUCCGGUUUCCCCACCCACUUGCUUCCCGAAGUGGUGGAGCCCAGAGAGCUGGCUGGGGAGACCUGCAGAAGGUGGCAUUGGAUUCCAGAGGGGGCCGGAGUCGGAGCUGCCCUGGGCAACUUCCAGUGCUCGGUGUACUCUUGCAUGCCCGAAAGCACCGAUGCAGUCCUCAACAUCGGUACUUCCGCCCAGCUGAGCGUCCCCAUGCCUUUGGGCUUCGAGCCUAGUGACUCUCCAGACCCCCUUUCGCCAGUCGCCUGUUUUCCAUACUUUACCAGCCGCUACCUGGCCGUGGCAGCCUUGCUGAACGGCGGCAACGUCCUGGCGACGUUCGUGGGCGUGCUGGCCAGAUGGAUGGCCGAGCUGGGGCUCGAAGUCUCGGAAGCGGUCUUCUACCCCCGAAUGAUCCGGGCUGCCCUGUCCCAGGCGGACACCAACCUCGCCAUCUGCCCGACCCUCUUUGGAGAGAGGCACACGCCUGAGCGGCUGGCCUCCGUGACGGGCAUCGGGGCUUCAGAGCUCUCCCUCAGCCACGUGACCAGGGCCCUGUGCCGUGGCCUGGUCCAGAACCUGCACUCCAUGCUGGCUACCGGCCGCCUGGAGGAAGCCGGGGUGACGCGGAUCCUGGCCAGCGGGAGCGCCCUCACCAGGAAUGAGGUCCUGAGGCAGGAAGUGGAGAAGGUGUACCCGUUCCCGGUGGUCUAUGGGAAAGACGUGGACGCGGCUGUGGGCGCUGCCCUGGUGUUGCUGAACAGGAAGUGAGGCUGUGCGGGGCCCAGGCCUGCCGGACGUCACUUCCUCCUGAAGUGGGCUGAGGAGCCUAACCAGGGUGUGGAGAGCUAGGUAGGCCAAUACAGACCUCCUGUCCUUCAUAGGACAUCAGAAGCUGCCUUCUACCGAGUCAGGCCCUUGGUUCAACUAGUGCGGGGUUGUCGACACUGACUGGCAGCGGCUUCUCCAAGGUUGCAGGCGGGAGUCUCUCCCAGCCCUACCUGGAGAUGCUGCCAGGGAGGGGACUUGGGACCUUCUGCAUAUAAGCAGGCAGGUGCUCUUCCCAGAGCGGCCCUGAGGGGAAUAUCGUACAACGCCCACACGAGGAGUCUGCCAUUCGAAUGCAAACCAGGGCAGACCCUGCUUAGCAAAGGGGACAAUUCAUGCUGGCCCCCACCAGACCAGCUCUCCUUCCAUAAGUGACCCUCAAAAGCCACCUGCACUCCAAUGCAGGGGAAAGACGUACAGUCCAGGGAUCUCACUGGCCGCAGAGAGAGCUUCAUGCAGGAAUCCGCACUCAGCUGGGAGGGCCUGGAAUGGAAGAGGCGGCUGGCCUCCUUUCAGACCGAACGGCAACCCCUGAGCCUUGGGGAAGGCGCUUCUUCUCGCUUUCUUCACCUGAGCUCAAUUCCCCUCUCCCCCCAGACGCUUUAGAGGGACUACUGGCUGAGGUGCAGUGGAAACAAUAAAAGCC